Molecule: messenger RNA, 1047 nt
Organism: Geodia barretti
Lineage: Eukaryota; Metazoa; Porifera; Demospongiae; Tetractinellida; Geodiidae
Source: the annotation of a GenBank genome assembly
CUUGACACUUCGUUUCUCAGGAGAGUCUCCAAUGAGAAGGUACCCCUCACUCCCCUCCCCACCCACCACACUGCAGAAACAGUUGGUGGUGUGCCCGAUGCCAACUGGCAGAACUCUGCCAUGCAACAGAGCGUUUAUGACGCUGCUCUUCCCGUUGGAGGUGCGGCCGAAGAAGGCCACCUUCAUUCUGUCUCUGCUCAGAACUUUCUGAAUCUCCUGGGUCCGCUGCACGAGACUGGACACGCCCCCUCCGUCCGAGCCCAGCUGGGCGGCUUGCAGGAAUGACUGACUCUCGGCCAGCCGCUCGCUGAGGUGCUGGAACGCUCGUCUGAUGGCAUCCUUCGCCUGAGCGAACCUCUUCAACGGCGACGAGGGAUCACGUGCCUCUCUGGCUCCGUUCCCGGAGGCGGGCUGGCUGCUAAUGGUCAGAGACCGGUUGAGCUUUGCCCUGUGCCCCUUCCCCUCGUCCUGACUCAGCCUCCUCUCCUGCCUCCCGCCGUACCCGGCUCCUGGAGACUCCACAGAGGCCUGCUUGUCCAGCCAGCGACUCAUGCUGUGAGGUCAAGAGUUCAGCCACGCCCACAUGUAUCAGCUCCGCCCCCGUGAAAGUAAUAGAGAAUUAGAAUGGAAGAUGAGCAAAGGCGAGCUCUGGUGGCUGCAGCUGUCGGAGCAAGAGAGAAAGCAUAUGCAAAAUACAGCGAUUUCCCCGUUGGCGCCGCUCUCCUCUGUCGGGACGGUAGCAUUGUCACAGGCUGUAACGUGGAGAAUGCAGUGUACCCUCUGGGUCUGUGUGCGGAGAGAACGGCGGUCGUCAAGGCUGUGAGCGAAGGCCACAGAGAAUUCACUGCCGUUGCUGUCGUGACGAAAUCUCCGUCGUGUGCAUCUCCGUGUGGAUCCUGUCGCCAGGUGUUGAGUGAGUUCAGCAGUGACGGUUCUCUGGAGGUGGUGAUGGCUCGCUCUGAUGGCCAGCACUACAAGGUGAUGACUCUUUCACAACUGCUACCCUGUUCCUUCAGCAAUGAAGAAUUGGAAAAGGCGAAAACCUAA